CUUUCUGACUUGGAACUCUCGUCACGGCUUGGCUGUGCAGCUAACCGUGGAGUGGUUGAUCCGAAGUCAGUAAAUAGUUGCAGCCAAAAGCCUUCUGUUUGGAUUCUGAACUAUGACAUCAUGGCAAGAUUUCGCAGAAGAACGUGCAUCAUUUUGUUGCUGUUUAUUUUGUUUAUUUGCUCCAUAAUGAUGGCUUUGAAGACCCUGCGACCUGACAGAGCUGGUUUGGGGGAUCCAUUUGGACUUGGUUUGUUGCUUGAGCUUCAACAACGGACAGCGCUUUUGGACAAUAAACAGAAUUCAUUAAAUAGGGUUCAAGGACCCUAUGAAACACCUGUCAAUCAUUUCCACAGUAUUGCAGUCAAUACCAUGAAAGCAUCUAUGCCUGCUGUAAACAAGCAGGAAGGAGAGCUGUCUUCUCCUAAUUAUAACUUUCACAUAUUCUACUAUAGUUGGUUUGGGAAUCCGCAGUUUGAUGGUAAAUAUAUUCAUUGGAACCACCCGUUGUUGCCACAUUGGGAUCCCAAAAUUGCAAACAAUUAUCCAAAGGGAAGGCAUAAUCCUCCUGAGGACAUUGGAGCCAACUUUUAUCCUGAACUCGGAUCUUACAGUUCCAAAGACCCUUCUGUCAUAGAAGCCCACAUGAAACAAAUGCGUUCAGCUUCAACUGGUGUAAUAGUGCUUUCAUGGUACCCACCAGGUAUGGCUGAUGAAAAUGGAGAACCAACUGAUGAUUUAGUGCCUGUUAUUUUGGAUUAUGCACACAAAUAUAAUCUAAAGGUGACUUUUCAUAUUGAACCUUACAAAGACCGAGAUGAUCGCAGUAUGUACCACAAUGUCAAAUAUAUCAUUGACAAAUAUGGAGGCCAUUCAGCCUUUUACAGGUAUAAGACCAGCACAGGCAGAUUUCUUCCCAUGUUUUAUAUUUAUGAUUCCUACGUAACAAUUCCUGAAAUUUGGGCAAACCUGCUAACUGUCUCUGGAUCCCAGAGUAUCCGAAACACUCCAUACGAUGCGUUAUUCAUUGCGCUUCUUGUAGAGGAAAGACAUAAGCAUGACAUCCACAGAAGUGGCUUUGAUGGGAUGUACACCUACUUUGCCACCAAUGGCUUCUCCUAUGGCUCAUCUCAUCAUAACUGGGCAAGUUUAAAAGCCUUUUGUGAUAGUAACAACUUGAUGUUCAUCCCAAGCGUGGGGCCGGGCUAUAUCGACACCAGUAUCCGGCCGUGGAACAACCACAACACACGGAACCGUGUCAACGGCAAGUACUAUGAGACGGCCUUCAGCGCGGCCCUGCUGGUGCGGCCCGAAAUCAUUUCCAUCACAUCUUUUAAUGAAUGGCAUGAGGGAACUCAGAUUGAAAAGGCUGUCCCCAUGCAGACUGGGCAGGUGGUUUACCUUGACUAUAAACCCCAUCAACCAAAUGUUUACUUACAGCUUACUCAGAAGUGGUCCGAGAAGUACAGAAGAGAACAAGAACAGUGGCUUAUGUGAGCCACUGCUGCUGCAGUUUAUUCCUAAUGUGAUGGCGACACCAAGAAAGAAAUUGAGAGCUGAAAAAUUUCUUCAUCAUAGAUAGGUUCAAAUUAUUAUAUGUCUUGAAUGUAUAUGCACUACUACUGAAUUUGAAUUUUGGAGAGUAAAACAUGAUGAGAAGAUUGGCACUUCUGUCUUACUCCAUAUUGCAGUUCAAGAAUAUUCAGGGAAGAUGCUGGGCCUUUGUUUGUUUUAAACUCCAUAAUGUGUAUGCUGAGCUUGCAGGACAUGUGCAUGGAAUUAACUACAUAACCAAAGCAGAACAAAUGUUUGGCUUACUUAUACUUACUUCCUUUAUUCCUGUAGUUGUGUUUCUAAUCACAGGGAUGCUGUAACCUAAUUUUUUAUCCUGGUAGCUUCUUGCAGGAUGCAUGUCUCUAAUGUGCGGAAGAAUUUCCAUCUACUGUUACUAACGCUUUGCACACAGGGCGUUCUUGACACAUUGACUAGAUUGUGGUAAAAAAGCACUGAAGAGGUAGGAAUAACACAAUACUAGUGGGUUUUGGUUUAAAAGAAAGAAAAAAGCUGAAUUCCAAAGAACUUGAUAGGUAUUCGAUACGCGAUGCAGACCUCUGCAGGUUAUGGGAUACUGACCAUGUUACUUUCAACUUUGAAGGAAAAAAAAAGUUUGAAACUGAGAAUGGAAAAGGCUUUUAUAUGGGGCAAAAA
Molecule: messenger RNA, 2205 nt
Organism: Dryobates pubescens (Downy woodpecker)
Lineage: Eukaryota; Metazoa; Chordata; Aves; Piciformes; Picidae
Gene: MANEA
Product: mannosidase endo-alpha
Exons: 5
Coding region: 121-1494 (457 amino acids)
Cellular component (GO): Golgi apparatus
Molecular function (GO): alpha-mannosidase activity
Source: RefSeq, a predicted model, not a curated record